Molecule: messenger RNA, 282 nt
Organism: Linum tenue
Lineage: Eukaryota; Viridiplantae; Streptophyta; Magnoliopsida; Malpighiales; Linaceae
Source: the annotation of a GenBank genome assembly
AUGUCAAAUCCGGGUCGCCGGAAGAUUCCGAUCCGGAAAAUACCCAACAAGAACCGUUUACAGGCGGGCGAUGGUGGGCCGAAGAACGCGCAGCUGGCUCAGAUUCUCACCCAACUGGAACUGGUGGGCCAGGCGAUGAAAGCCCAACAGAACUGUUGGACGAUAUAUCCAAUUGAUGAACUUGGGCUUGAUGGGCUUGUGCAGUUGAGAAACGAUUUGGAAGAGCUGAAGUUGAAUAUUGUGAAGCAGCAGCAGCAUGGAAGUUGCUGCUAUGAACCAUAA